AUGAACAAAAAUUAUGAAUUUGAUUUUUAUCAAAAAGUAAUGAAAAAGAGAUUAAAUGAUUAUGAAACUCAUUCAGAUGUUUCAUGUAAAAUUGGGUAUAGUGACUCUGAAUCUGAAGGAGUUGUUUCAAUAAAAGAAGCACCUUAUUAUGCCUAUAAUCAUAACUUAAAAAAUUUUAAAAAAGAAAAAUUAGAAAAACCAAUGUGGAAAAGUUUUCAUGAUAUUGAAGAAACUGCAAAAAGUUCGCAUUCAGAAGAUGAAUAUAUAAAAAAUGAUGAAUCAGAAAAAGAGAUUGGAUCCCCUAGAUUUGGUAAUUCAUCUGAAGAAGAUGAAAAAGAAAAAAUAGAGGAAACAGAAGAAAAAGAAUAUAAGCGUUUACAUAAAAGUACUGAGAAUUUAUAUAUAUUUGAUGAUAUAAAUGAAGAUGUUAAAACUCUAGAAGAGAAUGAAUCAUUAGAAAAUUUUACACAGAAUAAUAUUUCUAGUAAUAUUAAUUAUAACUUCAGAGAAGAAUUAACAAAUAAUAUGUAUAAUAAUUUAAGUGUGUUUAGAAGCAUAAAAGAUAAUUAUGAUGAUGCUACUAAACAUUUUCUUAAACCAAAAACUUUUAAAGAUAUGAAUGGUUUGUAUUAUGAUAUUAACGAUGAAAAAGUUGAUAUUGAUACUUUAAAAAAAGAACACGAAAGACUAAAACAAGUAAAUAAAUUAAAUAAAUUAGGAAAUAUGAAACAAGAUUAUUUUGCAAAUAAUUCUUUUUAUAAUAAUGAAGACGUAGAAAAUAUGAAUAUUCAAAAUAAAAAUAAAUUUAAAAAUACAAAACAUAAAAAAUUAAAAGGAAAAGAAAUUAAAAAUUCUGUUUCAUUAAUUAAUAAAAUAUCUGAUGAAUGUGAUGAAAUUAAUCUGAAUGAAAAGAUUAAUUUCAUAAAUAAUAACAUAUAUGAGCAAGGAAUGAUAGAUUAUAGACGAGGCAAAAUAAAAAAAAAGACAACAUUAAAAAAAAUAAAAAAUAAUACAGAUAAAAAGUACGAUAAUGCAAAAGAGAAAAAAAGAAUAAGUAAUGAAUCAUACAGAAAUGGAGAAAAAAAUGAAAAAAAAGAUGAAGGUGAAGAUGAAUGCAAUACAUACAAGGACAAAGAGGAAUUAUGUAAAGAAGAACUACAUUUAAGUAAAGAGGAAGAGGAAAGGGUAGAGGAGGAAGAAGUUGAGGAUGAAGAGGAAAAGGAAGUAGAGGAGGAAGAAGAAGAGGAAGAAGUUGAGGAAGAAGAGGAAGAUGAAGGAGUAGAGGAGGAAGGAGAAGAGGAAAAGGAAGUAGAGGAGGAAGAAGAGGAAGAUGAAGGAGUAGAGGAGGAAGGAGAAGAGGAAAAGGAAGAAGUAGAGGAAGAAGAAGAAGAAGAGGAAGAAGAAGAAGAAGAAGAAGAAGAGGAAGAAGAGGAAGAAGAAGAAGAAGAAGAAGAAGAAGAAGAAGAAAGGAAAGAGUUUGAUGAAGAUAUGUAUGCAAAGCAAGAUGAAUGUGAAUAUGAAGAAAAUGAAAUUAAUAACAAAAGUGAUAAUAAUAUUAAUCAAAGAGUCGAUAAUUAUAUGUAUAAUAAAAAUAAUGACAAAGAUAAAAAAGAAAAUGAAUUUUUAGGAAAAUUGAAAAAUGAAUCUAGUAAAAAACAAAAAUUUUCAAAAAGGAACAAUAAAGAAAAUGAUACAAAUAACUUUUACAUUAAUAGUCAAAAAAAAAAUAGAAAUAUGAGAAAAGAGAAAAUAUUUAAAAAACAAAUUUCCUCUGAAAAAGGAAAUAAUAAUAAAAAUAAAAAAAAGGAAGUUAUAAAUUAUAAAAAGAAAUAUUUCAAAAUCAAUGAAAAUUCUAACAAUGACUUUAAUAAUAAAAAAAAAGACGCCAAUUAUAAAAUUAGUGAUGACAUACAUAAUAAUAACAAAAAAAUAAAUGCUUAUGUAGAAAAAGAUGAUGACUCAUUGAAUGAAUAUAUUGCGAAAGAAAUAAAUUUUGAGUGGUGGAAAACUGAUGAAAAGAUUAACGAUUUUCAAAAUGAAAACUUGAAAAAUAAUGAUAAUGAUAUAAAUGGAAAACUAAAUAUUAUAUGUGACGUUAAAAAAUCUGAAAAUGAAAAUUUAGAAAAAGAAAAAAUAUUAAAUCGUUAUGAAAUACCAAAAGAUAUUUCAUAUUACGCGGAAAAAUAUCAAAAGAAUAAGGAGGGAAAAGAAAAAUAUAAUGAAAAUAUGCACAAAGAAGUUCAUGAAGAAAUAAAUAUAAACAAAACAGUUAAUGAGUGUAAAAAAGCAAAUGGUAAUGUUGUUUUGCAUAACGAUAUAAGUGAAAAUUCUAAUUUUUGUAAAAAUUAUGAUUCUAUUAGAAGUAAAAACGAUUUUAAUAAUAUAAAUUUAAAUAAUAAUAUUUUUAUAAACAGUAAAAAAGAUAUAUAUAAUAAAGAUAUAAAUAACAAUAGUGAUACGGAAUUGAAUGGAACAAGUGAAAAUCUGAAUAUAGAUAGUUUUAAUAUUAAAAAUAGAACUAAACUAUUAUCUAACAUACAAAAUGAAAUGCUAAAGGAUAGUUGUAAUAUAGAAAUGAUUCAGAAAUAUCCAUAUAACGAUUUAGGUGCCUUAAAAAAUUACAAUUCAGCUAAUGAAUUUUAUUCACACAAUAUUAGAACAGAAAUGUGUGGGAAGUAUGAAAACAAUACAAAAUUAAAUGAUUCGUACAUUUCAAUAGGUACAAAUAUUCCAUUCAAUGAUAAACUGAAAAUUAAUGAUAUAAAUCAUUCAAAUAAUGAAAACGUAUUAUUUAACUCAUUUGUGAACAGUGAUAAUAUAAAUAAAGGAAAUGAAUUUUUUUCUAAUCACAAGAACUGUUUAGACAGAAAAAGUUGUAUAGGUGAGGAUAGUAGUAUAUCUAAUAUUUAUGAUAAAAUAAAUCUUUAUAAUGAAAAGUUUAAUGAAGAAAUUUUAAAUAAAAAUAGAGAAAAUUAUAUUAAGAAUAAUCUUAAUGAGAAUGAAAGAAAAUAUGAUAUAAAUAAAUAUUUUGAAAAGAAAGAAAAAGAAAAGGAAAAAAUAAUAGAAGACGAAGAAGAAAAAAAUAAAAAAAUAAAUUUUUUUUUAAAUUAUUUAAAAAGUAUUAAUUUGAGCUCAAUAAAUGAGAUUUUAGAAUAUUUUGUUGAGAAUGAAAAAAAUAUUACAAAAAGAAAAGAUAUGAUGGAAAUAACUUCGUUAAAAAAAGAGAAUCAAAAUCAAAAAAUAAAAUUUGAAGAAUGUGCAAAUGAUCUCUUGAAAAACGACCAAAAUACUCAGACGGUGGAUAAAAAUUUUAGAAAUGAAGAAAUACAAACUAAAAAUGCAAGAAAAAUAGAAAAUUUUAUACAAACAGAUAUAAAAGAUAUCAAUACUGAUCUAUAUAUUAAAAAAGAUAUGUUAAGCAAAAAAACAAGUAUAGAUUCUGUUUUUUUUAAAAAUUUAAGUAAAGAUAUGGAUUCUUUUAAUAGUGAAGGUAAAGAAAAAAAAGUUGAUAAUUCUAAAAACAAUUUAAAUUUUGAAUCAAAGAAUGAUUUAUGUUCUGAUACAAAAAAUAAUUUAAGUAUAGACGAAUAUAAUGAAGUGAAAAAAAUACAUGAUUUGAAAGAAAAAAUUUUAGAAAAAAUUAAAUCAUGUCAUGAUAAUUUUAGUGAGAGCAAUGACGAAACAGCUAUAUUAAUGCUAAAAGAUAAAUAUGAAUAUACAAAUAAUAAUCAUAGUUAUUUCAAUAAAAUAGAUGAUACAAAUCUAAGUGCAAAUUCUAAAAAAAAGAAGAGAACUAUUAGUGUAACAACUGUUGAAACAGCUGAGUCUUUGAAAUCAUUUGAAAAGGAAAUGCUUUUAUUAAAAUCACAUAAUGAAAGAUUAAGAAGAAGAAUUGAAAAAUUAUAUAACGAAAAAGAAAAAAUAAAAAAUGAUUACAUAAAAAUUGAAAAAUUGAAAGAAAGUCAGGAUAACUUAUUUUUAGCUACAGAAAGACAUAUUGAAAAACUACAUGAGGAAUUAAAUAAUAUGUCAAAAGAAAAUGAAAAUAUGAAAAACGAUUUAAAAAAAAAAAAUAUAAAAAUAAUAGCUCUAGAGUCUCAAAUAGAUAAAAACGAAUUUUCCUUAUCAAGCAAUAAUACACAUAAAAAAGAUGAACUCACUUAUAUUGAUUUAAAUAAUAAAUUAGAAGAGUUUAAAUGUCAAAUUCCAGAUAAAAAAAAAGUGAAAGAGCAAAUAAAUUUAUUGCAAACGCAAUUGCAUAUUUUAAAAGAUGAAAUUAAAAAAGCAGAAUCUUUAAAAUUAGAAAAUGAAGAGCUAAAGAAAUUAUUAAAUAAAAAAAAUUCUGCUAUUGAUGAAUAUGAACACAUAAUAAUGAAAUUAGAGAAAAAUGUGGACAAUUUAAAUGAACAAAAUAUUCAUUUGUGCAAAGAAAAUUCUAAUUUAAACGAGAAUAAUGCGAAAUUGAAAGAAGGAAAUAUUAUAUUAUCUAAUAAUGGUGAAAAUAUGGAUACUAAUCAAAUGAAUGAAAUGUUAUUAACUGGAAAUAAGAAGAAUAUACAUUCAGAUAAAAUUAACCUUCUAAAAAGUAAUAUAAAGGAGAAAGAAAAUCAAAUAAGAGAUUUAGAAAGAAGUGUUGAUGAAUUAAAGGAGGAAAAUUUUCAUUUAAAUGAAGAAAUUUUAAAUUUAAAAGAAAAUAAUAUUAAAUUAAAAAAAAUAAGUCUUUUAUCGAAUAAAAGAAAUGAUAUACGCAAUAGUAAUGAAAAUGUAGGUAUGAUGCAAGAAGAAGCUGAAAAAGUAUAUUUAGACAAAAUAAAUAUAUUAAAAAAUAAUUUAGAGGAAAAGAAAAAGAAAAUAAAUUUGCUAAAUACUUUAUUAAAAACAUCAAAUAAUCAGACAAUCCAAUUAAAUGAUAAAAUUAAAAAUAUAAUAAAGGAAAACAAAAAAUUACAAAAAAAAUAUGAAAAAUGUCUUAAUUAUUUGGAAAAACUAAAAAUAAAAUAUGAUGAACAGAUUUUAAGGAAAAAUAAACAAUCAGACAUUUCAUUGGAUGAAUUAAAAAAUCAUAACCAUAAUAAUGCUGAUUACGAAUCAACUAAAUCAAAUGAAGAAAAUUCUGAAAAUUUAUGUUUGAAAAAUAACAAAGAGGAGAUAAUUUUCUUAAAUAAAAGAGAAGAAAAAGAAUUCAAAGAUUUAAGUAGUGAAUAUGAUUAUGAAGAGAAAGAUAGCCAAGAUGAUAAAGAAGAAUACGAUGAAGAACAUGAGAAGGAAUACGAGGAAGAAAUAGAUGAUUAUAGUGAAGGUAGCAUAGAAUAUCAAGAUAAAGAAACUUCUGAAGAAGAAGAAAAAAUUACAAAUGUUAAAGAAAAAAGUAUUAAUGAUACUAUAACAAAAGAAAUUAAAAAAAAAAUUAUAAAAAAAUGUUCAAGCAAUAUAAGCCAUGCCGAAGAGGAUACGUGUAAUAUGACUUAUGAUAAAAGCACGUGUAGUUUCGAUAAUAGAAAUAAUAUGGGGAAAAAUAUUUAUAAAAAAAGUAAAAUAAAAAGAAUAAUUAAAACAAAUGAUAAACCAAAUUUUAAAGAACAAAGUUUUAUAAAAGAUACUGAAAAUGGUUAUAAUAGCAAUGCAAAUAAAAUUUCCAUGAUAAAAAAAAAUAAAAGAGGGGCAUGCAAAAUAUUAAAAUAUGAUGGUUCACAAUAUGAAAAGAAUAAUUCUCUAAAAAAUGAAAAGAAAAAUAUUUAUGAGAAUUUAUUGGAUAAUGAAAAUGAAUAUGUUAACAUAAAUAAUAUUUUUGAAAUUGAGAAUGUAACACAAGAUAUACAAAGUAUGUUUUAUAAGAAGAAAUGUUCUAAUGAGAAAAUAGAUAAUAUAGUCAUAAAUAAUAACUUAAAUGAUGAAAUUGUAAACAAUUUUAGUAAUAAUUUAGCAAACGAAAAACGCAAUACAUUAAAUCAAAGUGUACUUUAUAGAAAUAAGGGGGAACAAUAUUACCAAAUAAAAAGUGAAAAAUUUACACAUAACGAUCAGAGUCAUAUAAAUAAUAAUAAAAAUAAUUUGAAUACCAAUAUUAUUAAUGAUAGGAUUUCAAAUUUAGAAAAUAUAAAUUAUGCAUCAAAUGAAAUGAAUUUAAAGAAUUUGGAAAAAUUAUAUAUAUCAAAUAAAAUAAGAGUAUUCAAUAAUAAUGCAAAUAAUUAUAUAGAAAAGAAAAAACAAAUAGAUGAAUUUUGUAACGAGAGAAGUUUACAUAAUAAUAACAUUCAUCAAAAAAAUAGCAAAAUGUCCUUUUUGAGUUAUGAUACAAAUAAUGUAACAGUAGGUGGAAAUGAAAACAAUAUUUAUAAUGAAUUAUACAAUAAAAAUAUUAUGAAUAAUAUAAGCAACAUAAAUAAAAUGAAUACUUUGAGCAAUGUGAAUAAUAUUAAUAACAUGAAUAAUAUGAAUAAUAUUGACAAUAUUAUUAACAUGAAUGAUAUUAAUAAUAUAGAUAAUAUUGACAAUAUUAAUAGUAUAAAUAAUAUUAAUAGUAUGAAUAAUAUUGGCAAUAUUAAUAGUAUGAAUAAUAUUAAUAAUAUGAAUAAUAUUAAUAGUAUGAAUAAUAUUAAUAGCACGAAUAACACAAAUAAUAUGAGUAAUAUGAACACUUCAAAUAUUGUAGAUAAUUUAAUAAAGAGUAAUUCAAGCAAUUUAAGAAACUCAUUUAUAAAUAAUUUAGAUGAUAAAAUAGUACAAUCACAAAUUGAAAAUAAUAACGUAAGUAAAUUUUCAUUAAAUAAUAAUGAAGGGAAUUUUAAAAACAUUAAUGCAAAUAGUUUAAAAAGUAAUGAAUGCAUAAAUGGCAUUAAAAAAAUAGAAAGUGAAGAUUCUAAUAAAAUUCACAAAUUAAGUAAUGAAAAUAACAUAUCUAUUUUUAACAGUGAAUUCAAAAAUAAUACUUUUGAAAAAUUGAACUCUAAUUCAUAUGAUAAUAAAAAUGAAACAUAUUACAAGAGAGAAGGAAUGAAAGAAAUUCAUAUUCUCGAAAAUAGUAAUAUAAUUGAAAGUAGCACUAAUAAUAUAUAUGGAAUUGAAAAACGUGACAAUUUAAAUAAAGAAGAGAAUAAAAAAGGAGAAGCUUGGAUUAUUGAUUUAAAAAAUAAUGAAAUAUUUCCAUAUAUAAAAUUGAAAAAUACAUUAUUAGAAGAAGAGAAAUCAAAAAAAAGUAAUAAAAAAAAAGGCAUUCAUGAUAAAAAUAAUAAGAAGAAAAACAUAUUUGAUAAAAAUAGUUGCCAUAAAAAAAGUAAAAAUUAUAAGUCAUUUUUACAAAAAAAAUAUAUAAGAACCCCAUAUAUUAGGAAUAAUGAUAAAUUAAAUUUAUUAGUAAAUAGUAUUUCUAAAUUGGUUAAAAGCAAAAUAGAAGAAGAAUUACAUAACAAGAAAUUAUCAAAAGAUAUAUCAAAUUUAGACAUAACUAAAAUAAAAAAAGGAAAUAGUUCUAAAAAUAACAUACAUAAAUGUUAUAAUAAUAAAAGACAAGAAACAAAGAUGAUUUUAAGUGAUUCAAUAUCAUUAUCUUCUGGGACUUUUAAUAAUACACUUGAAACAAUAGAAGAUGAUAACAGUGACAACAAUUCUCAAAAAUUUUUAAAAAAUAUAAAAGAAAAUAUAUAUGGACAUAAUGCUGAUGAUAAUAAUGUAGAUAAAAAUGAAAUAAGUUAUGCAAAUAUAAAAAAUAAGGAUUAUGCUUAUGCUAAUAGGAGUAAUGUGAGUAAUUUUAUUCCUAAUGAAAAAAAUAAUUUUCUUUUUUGUGAAAAAAGCAAAUCUAUUGUAAAUAACGGAAACUAUUUAAGUGAUGAUAUAUUGUUAAACACUUUUCUAUUAAAUCAAAAUUACGUAAAUGAAAUUGAAGAUGUUAAUCAAAAUAUUAUAGUUAAUAAUAAAUUUUCUUCACAAAAUGCACUAAAUAAGUUAGGGGGUUCACUUAUUAAUCAAAAUUUAAAUAAUAAUUUAGAGAAUGGGCAAUUAACUAAUAACGUGAAUUACUAUAAUUUUGGUCAUUCUAAUAAUAGUUAUAAUAAAUUAAAUUUAUUAAAUGAAAAUAUAAAUAUAAAUAAUAAUAAUAAUAAUAAUCAUAACAUAGUAAAUGAUUUAGACAUUAAUAUAAGUAAUAGCAUAAAUAAUAAUAUUAUUGGUAAUAUAAUAAAUAAUGAUUUAAAAAUUGACCUAGAGAAUAAUAAAGAUAAAAAUAUAAUGAAUAAUUUUAAUAAUGAUGUAAUGAAUAAUGAUUUAAAUGAUGAUUCUGCAAGAAAUAUUCGUGCUGUUAAUCCAUUAAUGUUCUCUAAUAAUAUAAGUAAUAACAAUAAUAGUAAUACCAUUUCUGAGAUUAAUAAAUUAAAUAAUUCUUAUUUGUUUGAUAUUAAUGCUUUGAAACAAAAAGAAUAUUCUCCAAGUUAUAAUAAUGCAUUUUUAAAUUAUAACUUGUUAGACAGAGAAAAUAUAAAUAUAACAAAUAAUGAAAAUAUUAUAAAUAAUGAUUUAAAUAAGAAUAAUAUUAGUAAUAAUAUAUUUAAUGAAAUACAACAAGAUGCUAAAGUGUAUGAAAAAAAUAAUAUAAAUAAAAAAUCAAGCAAUCAUAUUUUUAAAGAAAAUAGAAUAAACAACAAAGAGAGUAUAUUAAAAAAUAGUAUGAAAAAGUCUAAUUCAAUGAACAUUAAAAAAAAUGAAACAAACAAAAGUUUGACUAAUGGAUGUACUGAAUUAAGACCAAAAAUGAGUACACAAAUAUUUAAUUAUUCGGGAAAUAAAAAAAAUGGAUUAAGAGAUAUGUCAACUUAUGCAGAUAAAGUUUUAGAAGAUAUGAAAUCUCUUAUUCCUUUCAAUGCUAACAAUUUAAUUAAUAAAACAAAUAAAAGUAAUAAAAAAGGAUGUGAGAUAAAAAAAAUAUUAAAUAAUAAUAAUAAUAAUUUAAGGCUACACAAUGAAAGUGAAUCAAAUAUAUUAAACAAAAAUAUUGGAAAAUCAGAUGAUUUUAAUAAAAACACUAUUUUAAAUAAUAGUACUACUGAUAAUUUGGUCACAAAUUAUAACAGAAUCAAAGGAAAAUCUGAAAAAAGUAUGGAAGAUUUAAAGAAUAAAAAAAAAAAGAAAAUUGAUCAUGCAAAAGAAAAUUUUCUUAAUAAUUCAGUUAACGGCACAAAAAAGGUAGAUAAUUCAAAUUGCAAUAAGAAAAAAAAAUGCGAAGAAGCUACAUCGAAUAUCAUUAAUAAAAAUAAAAAAAAUAUUUUAAAUGGAAACACUUCAAGUGAUACAUAUAUCAAUCAAAAUUUAAACUUUUUAAAUGAAAAUAACAAUAAUUUUACUAUGUUAGAUAUAGAUUUAAAUAAAAAUGGAGAUAUCAAUUUUGAUGAUUCAAGUAACCUUCACUAUAAUUCACUUAAAUAUCAAAAUAACUUAAAAGAAACUAAGUUAAAUAACUGUCUAAGUAAUGCAAGUAAUAUAUUUAACAGCUCAAAUAUAAUUCAGGGUACUGUACAAGAUCCUUUGUGUUUUAAUAGAAGAGAAAAAAGCAAUAUAUUUCAAUCGCAAGCACGUAAGUCUUUGACUAGCUUUAGAGAAUCUUUAAAAAAACAAGGAAUUUUGUGA
Molecule: messenger RNA, 9615 nt
Organism: Plasmodium relictum
Lineage: Eukaryota; Apicomplexa; Aconoidasida; Haemosporida; Plasmodiidae
Product: conserved Plasmodium protein, unknown function
Exons: 1
Coding region: 1-9615 (3204 amino acids)
Source: RefSeq, a predicted model, not a curated record